Gadus macrocephalus (Pacific cod) is the source of this 1292-nucleotide messenger RNA. It is a transcript of the gene emd, whose product is annotated as emerin. NCBI's taxonomy places the organism in Eukaryota, Metazoa, Chordata, Actinopteri, Gadiformes, Gadidae. Bases 161 to 514 code for a protein of 117 amino acids. The transcript has 7 exons. The record is from RefSeq and is a predicted model, not a curated record.
UGUCCAUCGAGUGAAACAAACAUACUCUAUAUUUCAUAGUUAGGCACCAAAAUAGUUGGUUUCGUCUUAGUAGAUUGUGGCUGUAUAAUAUCGUAGUUUGUGUACAUUUCACGCGCUGUUUGACCAAAGUUAGCCUGUUUAAGGAACUCAAAACAACACCAUGUCCACGCUGAGCAACAAAUCCGACCAAGAAAUAAGCGCACUUCUUGAUGAAUAUGGAAUAAAGCACGGACCGAUUGUGGAUUCAACCAGAUCGCUGUACGAAAAGAAGAUACAACAGGCCAUGGGUAAUAAGGGAAAGGCAAAACCAUCCUCCGACAAAACCUUCUACAGAGAAGAGGAGGAAGAAGUUACCUAUUUGAGCUAUAGGUCACCUUCUAUGAGUGAAGGCUAUGGAGACAGGGAACAAUACUCUCAUUCAGGCCAGGAGUACGCUCAAAGGAACCUUCAGGAUGCAAAUCCCUACUUACGAUCAAGGUCUGAGGUCUUCAGGAGUCCAGAUGUUGACAAGUAAGUAUACGACACACCUUUGACUUACAGCACUGCGUCCUACUCAAACGCCACCCCAGUGAAAUGUAGUGUGCCCGUUCCGGAGGAGAAGUCUCAUCGCCUCAUUCCACUUUGGGUACAGUUUCUGGUCUUUCUGAUUGUUGCAGUGUUUCUGUACUUUGUGAUUUGCAACAUGGAGUCCACACACAGUGAGCCUUUUAAACAACUUAAGUAAAUUCCCUCUGGAUUUUAAUGGGGAAUGCAGUGUUUCAUUCACCUUUUUAAUACUUUUUCAAAAGUAUGGAAUAAAUCCAAUCCCUCUAAACGAGGAAUAUGUACUUUGCCAGUCUAAAAACAAUUUUUCCAAAGCAACACUAUAGUAUAAAGCACAGAUUUGCUUUAUUAUUUAUGUACAGUUUCUUCAGUCCAUAUUGAUUAACCCUGGGGCCGUGGCAAGAACAAAAUAUUUAGAUCAGUCGUGUUGUUUCCAUCUAUGUACAUAAAUGACCGAACUGUCAAGAACAGAAAUUGUAUUGUAUGACUGCUGAAAUGUUAGCAUUUAGUUGGGGAUUUGUUGAAUAAAUAAAUAAAGCGUUUUAGAAGGCAUUAGAAACAUUUAGUAGAAGCUUCUGGUGGCAGAAUCUGUUACAUUUGACACUUAUAUAAGAGAGCCUGUCACUUCCUUCCGAAAUUAGCAUUUGUACUGCGUUGCCAAUUCCAUGUUGUAUUUCCUGACCAUUGUUGUUAUUCACUGCAUAUAAUACUUUACAUUAUUUAAAAUAAAUUUGAUCAACCCUAUAAAA